Messenger RNA from Carlito syrichta (Philippine tarsier), 1365 nucleotides. RefSeq names its product alpha tocopherol transfer protein (gene TTPA). The coding region runs from base 25 to 1173 and encodes 382 amino acids. Gene Ontology annotation, molecular function: phosphatidylinositol bisphosphate binding. Gene Ontology annotation, cellular component: membrane. The record is from RefSeq and is a predicted model, not a curated record. NCBI's taxonomy places the organism in Eukaryota, Metazoa, Chordata, Mammalia, Primates, Tarsiidae. The transcript is spliced from 6 exons.
GCCGCAGCGGCGGCGCCGGCGGGCAUGGCGGAGGCGCGGCCGGGGCCGGCGGCGGGGCCGCAGCUCAACGCGCUGCCCGACCACUCGCCGCUGCUGCAGCCGGGCCUGGCCGAGCUGCGGCGCCGGGCGCGGGAGGCGGGCGGCCCGCUCGCGCCGCGGCCGAGAACCCGCAGGACGCCGCCCUCGGAAGCCCGGGGGGUGGGGGGCGUCCUGGUGGGAACUCGCUCUUGGCGCGCGCGCGCCGCGGCUGCUGGAGCUCUGAGAAUCCCGCGCCGGACCUUCCAGUUUUUCUGGGGCCAGGGGAAGGAGAAACCUAGGUUUCGGGCCGGCGGGGGGAUGGUCCCUUUGAUCUCAAGCAGUGGAAGCCUCGCCCUCGAUGAGUCUCCUGAACCCAUCAGGCUUGGGGGAAGUGCCGUCCUCUCCCAGGGGAAAGCCUGUGAUAAGGUGCCAAGUGGCAGCCGGGAAGUUGCAAGCGCGGACUUGCCACCACGUUGCUUGCCAUGGAUGCUAGUUGCAGACAAUUUUACUUUUAUUUUUCAGUUACUAAAAAAUUAUUAUAAGUGGAGAGCAGAAUGUCCAGAAAUAAGUGCAGAUCUACACCCCAGAAGUAUUCUUGGCCUUCUGAAGGCUGGCUACCAUGGAGUCCUGAGAUCCAGGGAUCCCACUGGCAGCAAGGUUCUUAUUUACAGAAUCGCACACUGGGACCCAAAAGUUUUUACAGCCUAUGAUGUAUUUCGUGUAAGUCUAAUCACAUCUGAGCUUAUCGUACGGGAGGUAGAAACUCAACGGAAUGGAAUCAAGGCUAUCUUUGAUCUGGAAGGUUGGCAGUUUUCGCAUGCUUUUCAAAUUACCCCAUCUGUAGCCAAGAAGAUUGCUGCUGUACUUACAGAUUCCUUUCCAUUGAAAGUUCGUGGCAUCCAUUUGAUAAAUGAACCAGUAAUUUUCCAUGCUGUCUUUUCCAUGAUUAAACCAUUCCUGACUGAAAAAAUUAAGGAACGGAUGCAUAUGCAUGGGAACAAUUACAAACAAAGCUUACUUCAGCACUUCCCUGACAUUCUUCCUCUGGAAUAUGGUGGUGAAGAAUUCUCCAUGGAGGACAUUUGUCAGGAAUGGACAAAUUUUAUAAUGAAGUCUGAAGAUUAUCUCAGCAACAUUUCUGAGAACAUUCAAUGAGAAGUUAUUUCAUGUGAAUGGCUUCCUAAUUAAACAUACUCGAGUAAGAGCCUGCUUGGUUAUGUAAAUGAAAGAAAAAGAGCCAAUCUUUUGAACUAAUUAAUGCUUGUCUGAUCUUUAAAAAUGUAAAAAUCUUCUGACAUGAACAAUGUGGAUGUUUGGGAAGCUUUUUUACUUUUUAAAUACUUUUUU